Molecule: messenger RNA, 1023 nt
Organism: Phalaenopsis equestris
Lineage: Eukaryota; Viridiplantae; Streptophyta; Magnoliopsida; Asparagales; Orchidaceae
Product: protein FATTY ACID EXPORT 2, chloroplastic
Exons: 3
Coding region: 43-807 (254 amino acids)
Cellular component (GO): membrane
Source: RefSeq, a predicted model, not a curated record
CUUUACUGCGCCAUAUUUUCUUCUCCUUUUUAUAGAUAUCAAAUGGCUGCUGUCGUUAUUCCCUCAAAUUCGGCUCCAUCUCUGCUUCGUCUUUCCAGAAUCUCCUCUUCCUCCUCACCAUCAAGAUUCCCUUUCCCUUCGAUCCGCUAUUCGAACUCCCACCUCUUCUCGACUGUCACUUGUCGCCGUUCCGCCGCACCCUCUUUUCCUGGCUUGGCUCGAUCGCGUGGCCGCUGCAUCAUCGCUUUCGUUGACCUCGACGAGGCUCCAUACGCCCUCACUGAAGAUCCCCCCUUCGACGACGUCGAUGUGGUUGAAGAAAUCAAGGUUGUAAGAGAUCUUGGCGGUGGAGUAGCGGGAGGCGGAGAAGGAGACGGUUUUGGUGGCGGUGACGACGGAGGAGGUGACGACGGUGGCGGCGGAGAAGGGGGUAAAAGUGAGGGCGAAGGUGAGUCUGGAAAGGGGAAGAAGGUGAGCGGGAUGUCGAUGUCGCAGAAGCUGACGCUGGGUUACGCCGCUUUAGUUGGAGUGGGUGGUGUCAUGGGUUAUAUGAAAAGUGGUAGCCAGAAGUCACUUGCAGCUGGGGGAGGUUCUGCCUUGCUGUUAUAUUACGUGUACACUCAGCUUCCGGUGAGGCCAGCUUUUGCAUCAUCCCUGGGGCUAGGUUUGUCUGCUGCACUUCUAGCAGUUAUGGGUUCUCGCUUCAAGAGAUCUGGCAAGAUAUUCCCGGCUGGUGUUGUUUCUAUCAUCUCAUUUAUAAUGGCUGGUGGCUAUUUUCAUGGCAUCCUCCGCAGUUUGCAUGCGUAGGACGGUUUUCUGUGUUCCUUUCAUGCGAGUGCUCCUUACCAAGUCAUCAAGAACCAGGUCUGCUUUAAUUUGAGAUGUUUUAAACAUGGGAACCUGUUCCCGUUCGUUUGUACUUUUAGUUGCUGUUUUGAUGCUGUCAUGUUUCUUUCAUGAAAAAGUAGCUCAUGGCUACUGGAUUUUACCCAAACACAAGGAAUAGAAGUUGGUGCCUGGUAA